This is a messenger RNA of Photinus pyralis (common eastern firefly), 692 nucleotides long. RefSeq names its product putative nuclease HARBI1. The record is from RefSeq and is a predicted model, not a curated record. The transcript has 3 exons. Bases 51 to 692 code for a protein of 213 amino acids. Lineage: Eukaryota; Metazoa; Arthropoda; Insecta; Coleoptera; Lampyridae.
UCACCAUUUACAACAAAAGAAGACGACGUCUUACACAUAAUAGAAUUGAGAUGUAUGAAGACGUAGUACUACGAUAUUUACACGAAGAUUUCCACUCACAUUUCAGAAUGUCUCGUAGUAGUAUGGCUGUCUUAAUUAACAUUUGUGGUUUAUGCAAGGCCUCCAAAAAGAUUGUUGGUAGACCAGAAGUGCCUAUUUCUUUACAAUGUUUAAUUUGUGUGUGGGUUUUAGCCAAUCAAGAAAGCUAUAGAUCUAUUGGUGAUCGCUUCAAUGUCUCAAAGAGCUCCAUAUUUCACUGCCUAAUAAGAGUAUGUAAAAUUCUGAACAGCAAAGGUUCUGUAUUUAUAAAAUGGCCAAAAGGAAAUGAUGCUAUUAAAACAAUAGCUGGUUUCAAGAAAAUAAAAUCAUUUCCUGGAGUGUUGGGUGCUAUAGACGGGUGCCAUAUUAAUAUAUGUCCACCCAAGCACAAUUCUGCCACUUACAUCAAUAGAAAAGGCAGACCAUCUAUGAUAUUACAAGGCGUAUGUGACCAUAAUUGUAUAUUUACUGACUGCUUUGUGGGAUACCCGGGGUCGGUUCAUGAUGCCCGGGUUUUUCAACAUUCUACAGUACGUGUAAAAUGUAACGAUGAUGUACUUUUCCCACAAAGUUCACAUUUAUUGAGUGAUUCAGCCUACCCAAUACCCACAUAG